Molecule: messenger RNA, 1116 nt
Organism: Sordaria macrospora k-hell
Lineage: Eukaryota; Fungi; Ascomycota; Sordariomycetes; Sordariales; Sordariaceae
Molecular function (GO): methyltransferase activity
Source: RefSeq, a predicted model, not a curated record
AUGGCUUCCAAUCUUCAGAGCCCCAAAAGCCCAAAGAGCCCAAGCAAGGGAGCAUCGCCGGCGGCCGAGCCUGCACAGCAGGCGCCAUUACUGAGCAAUGAGGAGCAAACUGCAGUCGGCAUUCUUCCUGCCUCACAUUGGCACCAGCCGGACACGGAAGAGGAUCCCAAUAAUGAUUCAGCUUCGAGCCUGGGAUCCUUCAUUUCCAGCACCGCCUCGCUGACCGAGUCCAUUUUCGAGUAUCGCAACAUCCAUGGGCGAACCUAUCAUAAGGAGAUGGGCAAUGUCGAAUCCUGGCAGCCUAACGAUGAGCGCCAUAAGCAGGCGUUAGAUAUUGCUCAUCACGCAUGGACGGUGAUCCUCGACGGAAAACUCUACAAUUCUCCUCUUGACAAGAAGAAGAUUCAGAAAGUCGUCGAUAUCGGAACGGGAACCGGCAUGUGGGCAAUCGACUUCGCUGAUGAAUUCCCCAAUGCCGAGGUUAUCGGUACCGAUAUUACCCCUAUUCAGCCAUCCUGGGUUCCGGCCAACGUAAAGUUUGAACUGGACGAUUGCAAUUCAGAGUGGACUUGGGCCGACAAUACCUUCGAUUUCGUCCACACGCGUAUGAUGUUCGGCGUCGUCCAGGACUGGGAGGGGCUAUUUCGCCAGGCUUAUCGCGUCUGCAAGCCCGGUGGCUGGACCGAAAGCAUUAAUUCAAAUAGCUCAUUUACGAGUGACGAUGGGUCAGUGAAGUACGAAAGCGCAAUGGCCCAGUGGGGGAGGGUAUGGAAUGCGGCUGGAAAGAAGAUGGGCAGGCCGUUCGAAGUCUACGAUCUUGAUCUCCAGCGUAAGGGCAUGGAAGCGGCGGGCUUCGUGGAUAUUCAAGUCAAGGAGUAUUUCCUUCCUGUCAAUACCUGGCCUGGGGACAAGCACCUGGCCGAAGUAGGACUCUGGUGGAAGGUCGCGAUUGAGAGUGAUCUCGAUGGCUACCUGAACUACACGUUCAACGCGGUUAUGGGGUGGCGUCCUGAGGAGACUGCACUUUAUGCGGCCCAGCUCAGAAAGGAGUUUAACAGCUCCAAGAUCCACGGCUACACCAAGGCGCGUUCUGUAUGGGGUCGGAAGCCCGAGUAA